GUCUCCACUGCGGAGACGUCCUCACCAAGUAUAAGACAGAGCUUGGUGCUUCCGUACAUGUGCGCCAUGGACGCAUGGCCAUGUUCAGGUCGCUUCUGUUUCUAGCGGCGUGCGCUUCCGUCUCAGCCGACGUCGACUACUCACAAUAUGUCAACGUCCUCGCCGGUACCACCAAUGGCGGGAACAUGUUCCCAGGCGUCGCAGCACGUCCAUUUGCCGUCGUCAAGCUCGGUCCUGAUUUCACGUACGGCAAGGCGGAGGCAUACUCAGGCUACCUGCCGGACGCCGGCGCUGCGCUGACUGGCUUCUCGUUGCUGCACGAGAGCGGCACCGGCGGUGCUCCAAAGUACGGGGUCGUCUCUCAACUGCCUGUUCCUGGCGCUGUGCCCAACCCUUUAGCGGAUUUGUCUGUCAAGCGCGCCCGGGGCGAUCAAGGCUCGGUAGGCUACUUCAACUCCACGCUGGAGAACGGUAUCACGGUCGAGCUGGCAGGGACUACGCAUGCGGGCUACUUCGAGUAUACUUUUCCCGCAGGCCAGACUUCAAACGUAGUAGUGGACGUUUCCCAUGUCCUGCCGUCCUACCGUGGCAUGAACUGGAGCCAGCGUUACAAGGGAGGCUCAAUCUUGAUUGCUGCUGAUGGCCACUACGAAGGCAACGGAACGUACAACAACGGCUGGAAUCUGGCCCCCGAUUGGACAGUUUAUUUCUGUGGCAGAUUUGACCAGCAUUUCUCUGCGCGAACCUUCGCUGGGCAGGGCAGCAACCUCACUCAGUACGGACAAAGCGCAUCGGUGACGAGCCAGGACCGCGUGGGCGCCGUGUUCACGUUCAACACCACCAAAGUCACUUCCCGAGUAGGUGUCUCAUGGAUCUCUUCGGAGCGCGCAUGCGAGUUUCUUGACGCUGAAAUUCCAGCGGGCACGACGCUGUCGUCAUUGGUGGAAAAUUCAAAGGCAGUAUGGAACCAGGAAGUCUUUAGCAAAAUGACGACAAGUGACACGAACACGAGCACUUUACAACUUUUGUACACGUCCUUGUACGGCAUGCACUUGCUUCCCUCGAAUCGAACGGGCGAAAAUCCGAUGUGGGAGUCAAGCGAGCCAUACUACGACGACAUCUUCACUUUUUGGGACUUGUUCCGAUGCACGACACCGCUCUUUCACAUUCUCCAACCUGUCGCGUAUGAAGAACUGCUCAGGUCGAUAGUCGACGUCUGGCGACACGAGGGCUGGCUUCCCGAUGCCAGAUCGAGCAACUUCAACGGGAAAACUCAAGGCGGCUCCAACGCAGACAAUAUCCUUGCUGACGCCUAUGUCAAAGGUCUUCGGGGACAGAUCAAUUGGGACGACGCAUAUGCAGCGAUGCAGACGGACGCGGAGAAAGUUCCACCAAACAACCACGACCCAGCCGCCCCGGACAGCAGCACUGCGCAGGGAAGGGGUGCUCUCCCGGACUGGCUUCAAUAUGGCUACAUCACGCCCAAAUUUACACGAGCAAUAACGCGGGCGGUGGAGUAUGCAGGAAACGAUUUUGGGCUUCACCAAGUCGCGCUUGGUCUCAACAAAACGAGCGACGCUUUGAAGUAUCUGCGUCGCUCGAGACAGUGGAGGAACCACUUCAACCCAGCCGCUCAGUCCUUUGGAACGUCCGGCUUUCUGGUGCCCCGUCUACCCGACGGAUCGUUUAUCGAGCAAAAUCCAAUGAACUGCGACGGCUGUUACUGGGGUGCACCAUACUACGAAGGCAGGCCGUGGGAGUACACCAUGAACGCACACCAUGACAUGGCGAAGUUGGUCAACCUCAGCGGCGGUGCCGACGCUUUCGUGCAGAGGCUCAACACGCUGAUGGAUCCUUCGAAGAACAUUUUCAACCCGGGCAACGAACCUAGCUUCACGACGCCGUAUCUUUACAACUUUGUUGGAAGGCAGGACCUGACGGUGCAGCAGUCACGGCAGGUAGCCAACAUGUAUUAUAACGCUGGCCCGGGUGGCCUCCCCGGUGCAAGCGAUGCAGGCGCCAUGCAAAGCUGGAUCCUGUGGAACAUGAUCGGAAUGUACCCGCUCACCGGGCAAACGACGUUCCUCGUCGGUAGCCCAUGGUUUCGAAAUCUGACCAUCAAAACGCCGAGCGGCCAAGAUCUCAAGAUAACCUCUACUGUGGAAGGAGGCAAGGACUCGGACUAUUACGUCCAAAGUCUCCGAGUCAACGGCGCAGCCUGGAAUAAGAAUUGGGUCACUUGGGACGACGUCUUCGCGAAUGGUGGAACCAUGGACUUCGUACUGGGCAGCUUGCCGGUCCAAUGGGACACGGGCGAGUUGCCGCCUAGUCCUGCCAGUGUUAUCCAUGAAGCUGGUGACAAUGGCGAGCCGGCAACUGCCGUUCCGCUGGGAAAGACGGUGCCCGCACCCAUCGUGAGACGUAGAAGAGAUCCGCGGAUCCUCGCAGCUAUAAUUGUCAUGUCCAUCGUAGGCUUUUUACUGCUGGUCGUGGCCACGCUAGCCUAUAUGCGGUGGACCAGGACGGGGUUGUUCAAGAAGACACGCAAAAUCGACGCUCCUGACAAGGCUCCAAAGGACGGAUCUUCAACAUCGCAGAAGGAAGAGGACGUCGUCGUCGUCGCAAGCCAAGACGGCGAUGGGAACAAGGAGCCUGAGCAGUAGGGCACCGCAUGAGCAGAGGAUCAAGGCCAAAGAUAGGCAUGGUUUACCCCCGCAUAUCUUGCAUCGUGUCGUUUUAUCGUAGCGCAUCAUGAUACCCUUAGCAUAGACCUGGAGUUUUUGUAAAAGUCGAAAGAUCAUUUUAUCGCAUGGUUGCGACCACAACGA
Verruconis gallopava is the source of this 2828-nucleotide messenger RNA. RefSeq lists its product as uncharacterized. Gene Ontology annotation, molecular function: peptide-N4-(N-acetyl-beta-glucosaminyl)asparagine amidase activity; carbohydrate binding. Gene Ontology annotation, cellular component: cytosol; nucleus. The transcript has 5 exons. The record is from RefSeq and is a predicted model, not a curated record. Gene Ontology annotation, biological process: protein quality control for misfolded or incompletely synthesized proteins; carbohydrate metabolic process; protein deglycosylation. Bases 75 to 2663 code for a protein of 862 amino acids. Lineage: Eukaryota; Fungi; Ascomycota; Dothideomycetes; Venturiales; Sympoventuriaceae.